GAACCACAUCUCAACCAUCCCCACUCCAAAACUAAAGUUGUUGAGCAUGAGGACCUUAAUGAUCCUGAUGAUCACAACGCUCAUUUAAAGUGGCAUACUGCUGGCAGCCCAACUCUCUCCAGCAUGGCGGAUUUACCCAGGUGUACUAGCAGCCCCUCGAGUCAUGACGAGGAACAGACAAGCUGCACUGGCUCAUCGUUACAAAAAGAAAAGAUACAUGGACUGGGUAAAAUCAUGAUCCUACAGGAGCAGAAUGAAGGUCUGCAUCAGACUUUGAUGAAGACCGCAGUGAGGAUGGAGUCUUUAGGAGAGGAAUUCAUGAGCAGCCAGAAGCUUUUGGAGGCAGAACUUCAGAGGACUCGUAUGGAGCUAGGCACCAUUACAGAGAAGUUUGGGAGACUGCAUGAAAAAUGCUCAUCAACACAACAGACUAAUAGUGUUCGAGAGAAUAAGCUUCAGUCAGUGGCUCAGGGUAUGGAAGGAGAACGUGAGCGGUUGAACCGGCGUAUUUCUGCACUGACGGAGCACCUUGCUGAUGCGAAAUUUUCCAACAGUGUGGAAAACUUGAAUUUAGGUGAUGCCAUGAAUCAGGUGGUUCUUCCCAUCACCCCACCUCCAGCUGAGUUCAUGGACAGCCACGAGUACGACAACACCAAUCCUGGAGGGCAGGACCAAUGUCUGGGGCCAGUUCCAGAGGAGGAAGAAUCCGACUGGUCAGAGAUAGGAGAUGAUACCCCACGAUUUGUACUGACAGGAUCCAACAGAGGUCAGGUAUGGAGACACCACGAUGCAGAUUUGGACAAAGACAGCGAGUCAGGUGGUGAGGAAAUUCUCAGACGUCACUCUGCGCGCCAAAUGCAGAUACCUCAUCUCCAGUUCACCAUCCACAAUGAGAAUCUGUCUGAAGCUUUGACAGGUGAAGGCACGUAUAGGAUCACCACCAGUCCAAACGUUGGCUCCGCCAUGCUGAUACGGUCCGCUAGCCUUGAGGAAAUCCCUCUGGCACGUCAUCAUAUGCAGAAGGAGCUAAGGGGAACGGAGGCCAUGAUGGACCUCCACCACCAAGGGGGCGAGGCCGCCGAGGAUUUAGAUAAUGAGAUCAUUCAUCACUGGAGAACCAGCAGCGAAAGGGACGUGGCCAUUGUGAGGCCGUCAGAGGCAGAUCUAGCCGGCCUGCAGUCAGCAGAGCGGAUGCUCAACCACUUUAUAGGUGGAACACAGGCCGGUGUAGAGCAGGGGCAGGGCAGGGCUGAGGUGCACGCCUGGACAGGAGGGGUUUCAAAUGACGGGAUAAAAGCAGAACGAACAAAGCUGUGACAGAAACAUGAGGGCCCUGCUCACUGUGUCUGAAACCUUAUACUCCUUUUAGCUUUAUUUAUUAGUAGUGUUCAAUAAGCUCUUUCUUUCACAGGAUCAGUGCUUCUGCCCCACUAAUUAACAUGUGUUUUGAUUCAACUUUACCUUUUAAUUAAAACAAAUAUUUAGUAGUUUUCUAAAGAGCUCCACCCACAGCUUGAGGACUUCCUUAAAGAGACAGGUGCUAAAGAUGAGUGGUAAGAGGCCAGAGGGUGAAUGGAGGUAUAUUCAGACAUGCAGUGUUAAAGAAAUAACAUGUCAUUUGAACACUAAAGCAUGAUCAAAUGUUUCAGUAAAUAUGCAAAAUACAAGUUAUAACCCACUAUGUCCCCUUUAACACUUUUGGGCUUCCUCAUUUGAUUCUCAAAAGGGAUUAAGACUAAGAUAGACAAUUAUAACAGUGUAUAAAUUCAACCCCUAUUCUUGAAAAAAAAUAAUCCCUUUAGAUUUUGUCCUUUAAUGGAAAAUUAUAGAUUUGUAUUUUUUUUUUGUAUAAUCAUCAAUAUAACCAUGUCCUUUCCUGUUCGUUCAUGUCUUUAAUCUGUUUGCUUUUUUGCAUGUAACAUUAUGUAAUCAUAAAAUAUAUUUUUUGUAGUUAGCCUCAAUGAUGUAUUGUUGAAUGCUAUAUAAAGUUGUAUGCUUCACGUAUUCUAAAAGAAAAGAAAUCCAGUGCUCUCUUAUUAAUCAAUUUCUUGUUGUCUUAGCGUGUAUAACAAAAUGUAAACUUAUAAAUAUAAUAUUGCUUUAAAUAUGUGUACAUGCAAAACUUAUUUCCUCAGGUUACACUCAUUAACCUUUUAAAAUAAAUUCUUGCAAAUAAACACAUUUCACAAGCUUAUGUAAAUCAUCCAUGUACCAUGCUCAAUGUAACAUUUAAUAAACCAAAUGAAGAAAUAAUUAAACAUAA
Messenger RNA from Eleginops maclovinus (Patagonian blennie), 2263 nucleotides. RefSeq lists its product as uncharacterized. The transcript has 6 exons. Lineage: Eukaryota; Metazoa; Chordata; Actinopteri; Perciformes; Eleginopidae. The coding region runs from base 124 to 1317 and encodes 397 amino acids. The record is from RefSeq and is a predicted model, not a curated record.